AUGGCAGCCUUUUCAUCAUUGCUCGACUCAUCAGUGUUCCUACUGCCAAAUAACAAUAACCUUGACGAGCCAAACAACCCCCAAUUGUCCCCAAUUCCCCAUUUUUACCAAAUUCAGAAUAAAAACCCCCAAAAUCAUGAUACUAAAUGCGAAAACCCCUUCACUAAUAACAACAAGAAGAGGAAGUCCAAGGAGGGCUCUUCUGCAAAUUCUGCUCAACCCAAGGUGAAGAGGGAAAUGAAAAUAAAGAAAGUGAAAAGUGCAAAUGAAGAAAAGAAAAAGGGCAUAGAAGAAAAGGAAGCUCCAAUAGGAUAUAUCCAUGUGAGGGCCAGAAGGGGCCAGGCCACAGAUAGCCAUAGCCUUGCUGAAAGGGUGAGGAGGGAGAAAAUAAGUGAAAGAAUGAAGCUGCUACAGGCUAUUGUUCCUGGUUGCGACAAGGUUACUGGAAAGGCCCUUAUGUUGGAUGAGAUAAUCAACUAUGUCCAGUCCCUUCAAAAUCAAGUGGAGUUUCUGUCAAUGAAACUUGCAUCUGUGAAUCCCAUGUAUUAUGACUUUGGCAUGGACUUGGACUCAUUCAUGGUGAGGCCUGAUCAGGAAUUGAACAACUUGGACUCACAAUUGCCAAACAUGCAGCCACGUGGCCCCACAACAACCAAUACCUAUCCUCUCCUCGACAAUUCUGUUAAUUCUUUUAUGUUCCAACAAGCCCAAAUUCAAAAUAUUCUCCCUCAGGGGGGGCCCAAUGCCCCCCCUGGGUCGGGUACAGCUCGGUCCCUGCAUUGA
This is a messenger RNA of Striga hermonthica, 783 nucleotides long. The record is from the annotation of a GenBank genome assembly. Lineage: Eukaryota; Viridiplantae; Streptophyta; Magnoliopsida; Lamiales; Orobanchaceae.